Soboliphyme baturini is the source of this 540-nucleotide messenger RNA. The record is from the annotation of a GenBank genome assembly. Lineage: Eukaryota; Metazoa; Nematoda; Enoplea; Dioctophymatida; Soboliphymatidae.
AUGCUUCGUAGAAGUUUGACGAGUCUGUCCCGUGGUCUGUCAACGUACUGUUUUACAACCCUCCAAGAUUUGACGCAGAAGCAGAACUUUGUUCGUCGCCUGUUGUCUGUGAAGGAGGCGUCCGGACUGACGUUCGAUGAAAUUGCUUCGCGCCUCGGCGUUACCAACAUCUACUGUGCUCAGUUGUUUUACAACCAGGCACAGUUGAAAGAGGAGACGGCCAAGAAACUGCGGCGGGUCGUUCCCGGUUUGAGUGACUCAGACUUGGAGGAAAUGGGUCGGGUACCUCUGCGUUGUUACCCUGCGGAAGUGCUGCAAGACCCGACCAUAUACAGAUUUUACGAAGUGAUCACACACUAUGGCAUGUCGUUGAAGGCGGUGAUCAGCGAGAAAUUCGGCGACGGCAUCAUGUCCGCGAUUGAUUUCAACAUCGCAGUGGACGCCGCUAAGGAUGAAAACGGGAACAACAGAGUAGUGGUGACGCUGAACGGGAAGUUCUUGCCUCACACCGAACAUAAAGAUCAUCUUGGAAAAGCAUGA